AACUAUCUUUCUGUCUUGCCUUUGACGUCGCUUGCCAAGACUACUCACAAUUGCAUACCUAACCACAUUAUCAAAUACGAUAUUACAUUGCUACUGCCAUGUGUCUUCAAAUUGCCCUUUCUGCCAUCGCCGGCCUUGCAACUGCCAGCAACGACGGGAAUGAUGAUCAAGAAUACUUAAGCAACCAUCGAAUCCCUGCCGAUUCGGAUCCUGUUUCUGUUUCUGUUUCUGUUUCGUUGGGACUCUCCGAGAAACACCAGCUGCCCAACGAGAACCUUUCGGAGACAACCGGCGAAAGCAAACCCGAAGUCCUUCGAAACGGAUCGGAUGAGUUCGAACGACCGGGUGUGGACAGAGAAGAUCUAGGUUUCUUUCCAAAUCUUGGUGUCCUCGAGAAACCUGCGGUGGGUGAUGCCGGAGCAGAACACCCAGGGUUGCACCAAGAACAACACMGGGAGCUUCCGUCCAUCACGGACUGCGCUACCGCGUGUCCCAAUGGACGGCCCGUGAUAAGCGUCUCUGGAGUUGCAUUUCAGAAUCUCAUCGAUGACUGCCUCGAAGGCACUUGCACGUAUGACCUUCCGAUUGGCUGCUGGGAUACAUCGAAUGUCGCUUCGAUGUCUAAAGCAUUCUACAAUCAAACGAAAUUCAAUGAACCGCUUCAUUGCUGGGAUGUAUCGGGUGUGACUAACAUGCGCGAGAUGUUUUUUUACGCUGAGAAAUUCAACCAGCCCAUUGGUGAUUGGGAUGUGUCAAAAGUGAAUAACAUGGUCGAUCUAUUUAUGUACUCGAAGUCCUUCAACCAGCCUAUUGGUGGUUGGGACGUGUCAAAAGCGACUGACAUGCUCGGGAUGUUUCAAUAUGCUAAGAAAUUCAACCAGCCCAUCGGUGAUUGGGAUGUAUCAGGUGUGACUAACAUGUACCGUAUGUUUGAAUAUGCUAAGAAAUUCAACCAGCCCAUUGGUGAUUGGGAUGUGUCAAAAGUGAAUAACAUGGACGAUUUAUUUUUCGCUGCUUGGUCCUUCAACCAGCCCAUUGGUGGUUGGAAUGUGUCAAGCGUAACUAGCAUGAGUGCCAUGUUUUUCGGAUUUUCUUUCGAGGAACACCCUUUCAACCAGCCCAUUGGUGAUUGGGAUGUGUCAAGUGUGACAAAAAUGGAUCAGAUGUUUUCAAUGGCACCCAAUUUCAACCAGCCCAUUGGUGNUGGUGAUUGGGAUGUGUCAAGUGUGACAAAAAUGGAUCAGAUGUUUUCAAUGGCACCCAAUUUCAACCAGCCCAUUGGUGAUUGGGAUGUGUCAAAAGUGAAUAACAUGAACAAUUUAUUUUUCUAUGCGGAGUCCUUCAACCAGCCCAUUGGUGGUUGGGACGUGUCAAAAGUGACUGACAUGCGCAUGAUGUUUGGAAAGUGUAAGAAAUUCAACCAGCCCAUGGGUAACUGGGAUAUUUCAAGCGUGACAUACGUGAGAUCCAUGUUUUCCGGGGCAACCAAUUUCAACCAGCCCAUUGGUGAUUGGGAUAUUUCAAGUGUGACAUACAUGGAUGGUUGAUUUGCCGGUGCGGAGUCAUUCGACCAGCCCAUCAGUCGUUGGAAUACGUCAAGCGUUGUAAGCAUGGAUUUUAUAUUCCAUGGUGCAUCCUCUUUCAACCAGCCCAUUGGUGACUGGGAUGUGUCAAGUGUG
This is a messenger RNA of Pseudo-nitzschia multistriata, 1679 nucleotides long. The record is from the annotation of a GenBank genome assembly. NCBI's taxonomy places the organism in Eukaryota, Bacillariophyta, Bacillariophyceae, Bacillariales, Bacillariaceae.